CGUCGCAUGGGCUGGCUGAUCGCCUUCCGGAUUUGGUAUUCCGGUGGGAGAGAGCUGAAAACAAAAGUGGAUUUCAGAAGAAGCAACUGGAUGUUACUACCCACUCUACAACUUCAUACAUCGCCUUUAAAGAUCGAUCGUAGAUUGAGUUCUUGAUUCUGUUUCUGUAGUAGGAAAUAGGCUUUUAAAGUUCCCAAACUAGUUCUUUUUUCCUCAUGUCGUUUGGAUCUUCCCUCAUACUGCGCCACCGCGCGGUGGCCGCCGCCGCCGCCCCGCUUCCAGUCUUUAGCAACAUUAUCCGCCGCUUCUCGAUUGCUGCCAGGCAGCGAAACCCUAACAAUGUCUCCAAGAGGCUGCAGGAAAGACAGGCACCUAACAAGAAUCUUCUCAAAGCUAAAGAAAGGUUCAAGGACUAUUCCUCUCUAGCUCCUGUUCUCUCCCGAGAUGACCAUCCCCCUCUCUCUGAAUCCCAGGCCAUCGGUCUAGUGGCCGCUUCUCAUGCCAACAUUAUGCGCGUCAUCGUCCCAUCUCUCCCCUCAUCGGAAGCUUCCGAUGAGGGUCUUGAACAAUCUUCUUCAUCUGCUCGAAUUGAGCUGCUAUGUUUUGUGAGGAAUUUGUUGAAGAAGAUAAAGAGAAGGGUGAUGGUUGGUGAUAAGGUGCUGGUAGGUUCUAUUGACUGGGUGGACCGAAGGGGCAUGAUUGAAAAUGUGUUCGAGAGAAAUUCUGAGAUACUUGAUCCUCCGGUUGCUAAUGUGGACCAUUUGCUGGUGUUUUUCUCGCUUGAACAACCUAAGCUUGAGCCGUUUUCACUCACUCGCUUUCUGGUGGAAGCUGAGUCAACUGGGUUACCUGUCACGCUAGCACUGAACAAGACUGAGCUUGUGGAUAAAGAGACUCUGGGUUCAUGGAAGUCUAGGCUACGCAGCUGGGGUUAUGAACCACUAUUUUGCAGUGUCGAAUCCGGACAUGGGAUUGAUCUUCUUGCAUUCAAGUUAAGGGAUCUAACAACCGUAAUUGUGGGUCCAAGCGGUGUUGGGAAGUCUAGUUUGAUCAAUGCUCUUAGAAGCAAGAACAAUCCUGUUUCGAAUGGUACAGACGAGGAUAAUUGGUUUGAACCUAUUUUAGGCAGCAAGUUGUUUGAAAGUCAGCGUGUUGGGGAGGUUUCAACAAGAAGUGGCAGAGGAAGGCAUACAACUCGCAAUGUUUCUCUGCUUCCGUUAUCUGGAGGGGGUUUUAUCGCCGAUACUCCUGGAUUUAACCAGCCUAGCUUAUUGAAAGUGACAAAGCAAUCACUUGCCCAAACUUUUCCGGAAAUUCGGAAAAUGCUUAGUGCCAAUGAGCCUGCAAAAUGUUCAUUCAACAAUUGCUUGCAUCUUGGUGAACCUGGAUGCAUCGUGAAAGGGGACUGGGAAAGAUACCAAUACUAUUUUCAACUUGUUGAUGAAAUUAGAAUCAGAGAAGAGUUCCAGCUAAGGACAUUUGGAACAAAAAGAGAAGGAGAUAUAAGGUACAAGGUGGGAGACAUGGGUGUCCAGAAAGCAGAACCACGACUAGAACCCAAGAAGCAUAGGAGGCAGUCUCGGAAGAGGAUUAACCAAUCACUUUUAGACGAGUUGGAAGAAGAGCUAGAUGACGACGACAAUUUGCUUGAUGAAGAGAGUGAUCCUGUUUUGAGGGCUCUGAAGAAUGAAGACCCGUAGAACAUGAAACACAUCGCAAUAGGCAUUGUAAAUAGUUCUUUUUGCUUGAUCAAGCUGUAAAAAUGACAUUAACAAAACCAUUUGCAAACUCCUUUUCACUUUGCCACCUUUCUUAUUCAUGUGUGGCAUGAGUACUGCUUUCCACAUUUGGUUCUUUACCACAGAGAUGUAUUGUAAUCAUGUGUAGUUGCACUGUGAUCCUUUUUAUUCUAAUGGAAGUUGAUUUUCCUUAAAAA
Neltuma alba is the source of this 1936-nucleotide messenger RNA. Its product is annotated as small ribosomal subunit biogenesis GTPase RsgA 1, mitochondrial. The record is from RefSeq and is a predicted model, not a curated record. Lineage: Eukaryota; Viridiplantae; Streptophyta; Magnoliopsida; Fabales; Fabaceae. The transcript has 5 exons. Gene Ontology annotation, molecular function: GTP binding; GTPase activity. Bases 216 to 1700 code for a protein of 494 amino acids.